Molecule: messenger RNA, 1501 nt
Organism: Trematosphaeria pertusa
Lineage: Eukaryota; Fungi; Ascomycota; Dothideomycetes; Pleosporales; Trematosphaeriaceae
Exons: 2
Coding region: 135-1268 (377 amino acids)
Source: RefSeq, a predicted model, not a curated record
GUCACGCUCAGCGUCCGUUUCAGCAACCACUAUAUGCUGUUCUGGAUCGCCGCAUUCCUCAACAGGCAGUCGACGGCGCACAGCAAGCAAUUAAUGAUCACACAAGAGCAGGAAUCACGAGUUUACAUGAGGCUAUGGAAGGCCCUCCCGAUCUAGCCCCUCUGCUAGGCAAGCGCAAAGCCUCUUCGCCUUCUUUGAGCACGUUGAAACGGCGGACAAGUUUCCAUGAACCAGUAUCAUCGGUUCCCGAUACCCAGCCUGCGCGGCCUUUGCUUAAGUCAGCAAAGAUAGCUGUCGAUUUAUCAGCGGCAAAAUCAGCGAAGCCUGACCUUCCGCCUAGAAGAUUCCAGAUCCCUACCCACGCAGGUGGUGUGAUAGAAAUCCCAUCAUACCCAAGCCCACCUCCGACGCGAGCCUCUGACUGGGAAGUCGUUGACACCAUCAAACUUAUGCGCAGUGACGACUUGGAAGGGUGUCGUAACCCCUUCAAUCGGAUUCCCUCCUCCGCCGCAAGAGGCCUCCAAAUGCCCCCAGAGCAUGGGCAGCAAGCAUACUAUCCAGGCCCUGAUCUCCACUCAAACCAGCCAAACACCGACACCGAAAACGACAUCAUCCAGCCUCAUGACCAUAAAUCCCACAUGUACAUGAAGUACACAAUAUCUCAAGACAUGUCAACGGAGCAUGCUAGGAAAAAGGCCAAGUUGAUCGCCAUUAAAGAUAGGAAGCGGAUACUUCCCGCUAAGAUGCCCUGGUCCAUCCAAUCGAAGGCGAAGAAGGGCCUUGGUGUGGUAGGAACGGGCGACGGUAGUAGAGAAGGAAGCGACACAGCCAAGGAUUCGGGGGCCGAGUUAGUCGUUCCUGAUCCGGAGAUGCAGCGGGGGAGAUUCGAAAGGCGAGCGGCAAGACUGGAGAACAAAAAGAAAGAAGAGGAAGCGCGGCUCGAGGUGCAGCAGCGGGAGGCGGAUGUUAUGCGCAGGGUCCGGGCAGUCAAUUCGAAUACCGAGCUGGCAGAGAUGCAAGAAUGGGUCCGCCAGAUGCAGUUCGACAAGGAGGAGCUCAUUCGAGCCCACACCCUGGAGACUGCGGAACUUCGCAAGCAAGUCUCUAUUCUCACCUCGAGGGUUAACCUUGCCACAGAGCUUUCCAUGUCCGAAGCCGCAAACGUACGGCUAGAGAGGCUAGAGAAUAGGAAGUUGCGGCAGGAAAUCGAAGAGAAGAACCAGCGGCUGAGCAGGCUUGAGCGAAUAGUCAUAAAUGCUAGACACUAAUGCCUAUGGGCGAUUAGAAAAUGAAGGGGGAUUUCCCGACCGGCCCGUGUUUGAACGAUAGAUGUCUGUUCAUUCCCGCGACACGUCUGCGAGCCUAGGGAUAAUCGUCAGAUGAGGUUGGUGUGGUGAGAGAAGGUGUCCGGCGGCUUCCAGAUAGCAAACAACGGGCAAUGCUUAGACUAGUCUGCUUUAGAAGUAGUGCGCUUGGCACGAAAAGCGCCCCUCAGCCCAAC